Molecule: messenger RNA, 1562 nt
Organism: Physella acuta
Lineage: Eukaryota; Metazoa; Mollusca; Gastropoda; Physidae
Product: threonine aspartase 1
Biological process (GO): protein maturation
Cellular component (GO): cytoplasm
Molecular function (GO): threonine-type endopeptidase activity
Source: RefSeq, a predicted model, not a curated record
UCCCCUGGAGAACCAGCCGAGAGUUAGUGAAAUUUAUUUACUUUCGCUUUCUUUCAACUUCUCUUAAUUUUUUUUGACUAGACUUCAAAAUAAUUAGAAAAUCUAGUUUGAGUCAGCUAGAUUCUAGAGUUAAGCUUUAAGAGUAGCUAUGAAUUUUGAACGUGGUGUCUUUGUUGCAGUACACACAGGAGCAGGAACCCAUGCAGAUUCAAGCUGUCAGAACCAUAAAUCCAUAUGUAAAAGAGCUUGUCAACAGGCAAUGGCAUUGUUGUUGGGCAAAGGAUCAGCUCUUGAAGCUGUUACAGCUGCUGUGGCUGCUAUGGAGAAUGACGAGUGUACCAACACAGGCAGAGGGUCAAACCUGACCAUGCAUGGAACUGUUGAGUGUGAUGCCAGUGUUAUGUGUGGGAGUUCCCUGUCUUUUGGAGCUGUGGGCGCUCUGUCAGGUGUUGCUAAUCCAGUGACUGUGGCAAGGAGACUUGUUGAAGAGAAAAAACUAGGUCCUUUACCAUUUGGACGAAUUAGGCCAAGUAUCCUGGUGGGGAAAGGUGCUCAAGAAUACUGUGUGGAGCAUGGGAUAGGAGUUAAUGAUAACUUAAUAACAGAUUCUGCUUACAAAACAUUCUUGCGUUAUUCUAAGAAGUGUUUCAAAAAACCAUCUGCUUUGUUGGUAAACAAAAAAAGAAAAUUUUCAGAAAUUGAAAAAAAAGAUUCGGAAGAAAACCAGAAGUGUGAGAACCCCCGUGAUGAUCAAGUGCAGGAUACAGUUGGUGCGGUGUGUAUAGACAGUGAGGGGAACAUGGCAGCUGCAGCCUCUAGUGGGGGCAUCUGGCUGAAGCAUGCUGGGAGACUGGGCCCUGCUGCUGUCUAUGGCGCUGGCUGUUGGGCCCAGAAUGAAACUUCAGAAUCAAAACCUGGCAUUGCUGCUGUGACAUCAGGCUGUGGAGAACAGUUGAUGCAAACAUUGCUAGCCAAGACUUGCUGUGAUUCUAUACGGUCAACAGACAACCUUACGCAAGCCCUGACUGGCACUUUUAAAUCUAAUUUUAUGGAGUCAGAAUUUCUGGCUGGUGAUAAAGAUAAAUUUGCCGGAGCUCUUCUUCUCAGGAAAAUACAAAUUAAUGGUGUUAGAGAAAUUGAAGUUCUGUGGAUCCACUCAACGGCCAGCAUGUGUUUUGGUUACAUGUCUGGAAAAGACAAAACUCCAACUGUACGGAUGUCUAGGCUAGAUGAAAGGUGCUGCCCUGGUCAAUCCUUUGUUAUAGAAGGUCAUACAGUUUUAACCAGUGGUCAGCCAGCUGCCACAGAAACCUGAUGUCUAAUUGUAUCAAUGUCAGGGGACCUUGCCUGUUUGGUAAAGCAUGUAGCACUACCAGAAUUGAACAAUUGCUGUGUACAGGAUCAUAUUGUGGAAGUUGUAGCAGUGUAAAGUUCGUCACAUUUGGAGGACAUUGCUAGUUAAUUGUAACAUGUACACCUAGCUGGUUGCAUCUAGGUCUGAGCCAAGACUACUUAACUAGCUGUGUUAUUUCUGUUUUAUAUUUAUUGUUUCUACUGAAAUA